Molecule: messenger RNA, 1878 nt
Organism: Ceutorhynchus assimilis (cabbage seed weevil)
Lineage: Eukaryota; Metazoa; Arthropoda; Insecta; Coleoptera; Curculionidae
Source: the annotation of a GenBank genome assembly
AUGUUCAACAAAAGACUUCUCGACUUUCGGGAAAAUGGAGAUCUUGAACGUUUACGGCGUUAUUGGAUGACUGGUGUAUGCAAACCAGGCAAACAGGAACACAAAAGCUCAGAUCCAUUGGCUCUAGAGCAGUUUCUGUCUGCUUUUCUUUUGCUGAUGGCAGGAAUUCUAUUGGCAACAUUGCUUCUUCUUUUGGAGCAUCUAUACUUCAAAUAUAUUAGACAUCAUUUGGCUAAAACCGAUCGUGGUGGAUGCUGCGCCUUAAUAAGUCUCUCUAUGGGAAAAAGCCUAACCUUUAGAGGAGCGGUCUAUGAAGCCCAAGAUAUCCUAAGAAAUCAUAGGUGUCGUGAUCCUAUUUGCGAUACUCAUCUAUGGAAAGUAAAACGAGAACUGGACGUCGCCCAAAUGCGAAUUAAGCAACUGGAAAAGGAAAUGGAAGUGUAUGGGAUAAAACCACCACCCUGUAAACGCAUUGUAGUGUCAGGGGAGCAAGCAAAAGCACGGCUACGUAGUUUAGAACCCACUGAAGUCGAGAGUUGUUCAGAUUUUAAUGGACCGACGACAACAGAAAUAGCAGAGAUGGAAACAGUACUGUGAUGUACGGUCGAACCUAAUGAAACGGAAGAAAUCAUUUACAUUCUAAGCCAAACAGAACAAUUCCAAAAUCUUGACACCAAAUACUUAACUAUCUAGUUUUAUAGGCAAUAUUCGAAACUCGCCGUGAUGGCGAAUUUAUAAAAAAAAAUAACAAGGGAAGAAUUAGGCUGCUUCAUUUAACAUUUCGCUGCUUUCUAUUAAAAAAAAAAACAUGUUAGAGUUAAUUUAUGGAUUUCUGGUCGAGUACACUCUAAAAGAUAUUACAAAUUAAUAAUUAUUGUGCAGAAUGACAGAAACAUGUGCAUUUUAUAAAUUAGAGACGUAUUUCAUAGAGUGAAAAGUUAGCCAAAUGUUAAAUGUUAAGUCUAAAGUUGUAUUCAAUAUUUUUAUAAAAACCUGCCUCAGAUUAACCUUUGCGACGUAAUGGUGGUAAAACAUAUCUUUCAACGUAUAUCUAUUAAUGGAAUUGAAAAUUCUUGUUUUUGACAUGUCCUGAAGAUUUUUUAGGUUUUAAGUGAGAAUUGUCCAGUACAUCAAUAGACAGAGAAUAAGAUACAGAUGCCGGAUUCUAUUUUACGAGUCGAGUCGAAAUUCGUGUCGAAUUGUCAAAAUAGCGAUUCUAUUCUUCGAUUUUUCGAUACGUAUUGCACGGUACGUCAGCUAAAAUAUCAAAUUUUUAGCUAGGUACUUGCCUGUUGCAUCGAUACGUCGUAUAUCUUCUGGCUAUCAAAGUACUGAACAAAUUUGGAUUCCCAACAGGAAUUGCUGUCCAAAGGUCUCUUCUGGCGGUCUCAAAUUCCGAGAACGGGAAUGGAUAAAAUUGGAAAUAGAUAAAUAAAUAUUUAUACGAUAAGCUGAAUUUUUUGGAAUUUCGUUAUGCUGUAAAAUUAAAAGUUUUACCAACAAUACGUUGCAAAGUGAAAUACUUAAUCUAACAAAAAAAUGUGGAUGUAAUUUUUUUAUGAAUAUCUGAUACAAAUGUAAGCGUUGGACAAUUAUUAUACAUAUUAUUAUUACACAAACCUGUAUGAUCUUGUCGUGCUCAAGCGAUAAAGUAUUUGAUUGUUAUUGUGCAAAAAAAUAUACCUACUUUUAAGAAUCAUAGUCAUAUAUGAAAAAAAGUGCUUUAUUCAAGUCAUUUACUCCUGUAUUUAUCAUUUUUGACUAUACUAAUUAAGUUAUUCCUAUAUUUUUAAUACAUGAAAAAUGGACUCUUAUGAUCCGGUGCAUCUAGCAUUUCUAAAAUUAGAGGUAAGGUUGCAGGGGAGAAGCAAAAUAACG